Synchytrium microbalum is the source of this 2402-nucleotide messenger RNA. Its product is annotated as DNA-directed DNA polymerase. The coding region runs from base 60 to 2402 and encodes 780 amino acids. The transcript has a single exon. NCBI's taxonomy places the organism in Eukaryota, Fungi, Chytridiomycota, Chytridiomycetes, Synchytriales, Synchytriaceae. The record is from RefSeq and is a predicted model, not a curated record.
AGCCUAACAUAUUCUUGGGUUACGAUGGACCAAAUGAUCGAAAGAUAAAAGGGUACAAGAUGUACGAUCCAAUUGGACGUCGAGUAUAUUUUAGUCGUGACGUCCACGAUCGGUAUUGGUUUGAAAAUGAGACCUUCUACAAAAGGCCAUUAAAGAAUGUAAGCUUUGAUGAUGAACAAUUGAUUAUUGAAGAUACUGCAAAACCAAUAGCUGUCAGUGUCAGUCAACCUGAAGUCUUGAUAGUCACCUCUGCCCAACCGCCCGUGUUAGCACCACAAGCGAGAGUAAACGGAGCCGGAAGAGUAGUACCAACAGGGGAAGAUGACCCACAACGACCAGCCACACCUCCGACCUUCCUUGACGCGCUGGCACGUGGAGAUAUACAGGAUAGGCAUGGACGAGUUGGACCACAGCUUCCUGAUCAGCAUGAUGAUGAUCUUGAUGAUGAGGACCGAAACGAUGAUAAUGUGGAUGACGAUGAUAAUGUGGAUGACGAUGAUGACGAACCUUAUGUAAUAAGAAUGCCAUAUGUUGCCGCUCUACCACGAGUAGAACCACCACCUGAUAUAAACCCAGAGCUUCGCCGAAGCACUCGUGAUGUUGGACCUCCUGAGAAAUAUGGAGAGUGGGGGCAAGUAGCCAUUGUUGACCCUGAGACAUAUCAGCAGGCUAUGAAUGGGCCCGAAGCAGCAGAAUGGUUAGCUGCGAUGGAAGCUGAAAUGGAAUCACUCCGUCGCAACGAAACUUGGGAUCUUGUCACCUUACCGGCCAAAGCAAAGACAAUCAAAGGAAAAUGGGUGUACCAUAUUAAGUAUAACAGCUCUGGUGCCAUUGACAAGUUCAAAGCUAGAUGGGUAGCAAAAGGGUUUGCACAACGCCUUGGCAUAGACUACAACGAAACAUUUGCACCAACCUCUCAUCUGAAUGGUCUCCGUAUAUUUUUAUCUAAAGCAGCAUCAGAUGGCUGUAUUGUUCACCAACUUGAUGUCAAAACGGCGUUUUUGAAUGGCAAGUUGGAUGAAAAGGAAGUGGUGUAUAUGGAACAGCCCCACGGAUUUGCUUCUCGAGGAGAUAGUCGAGUGUGCUUGCUGAAGAAGGCCUUAUAUGGCUUAAAGCAGGCACCUCGAGCCUGGUAUCUGACACUGUUUAAUUGGUUGAAGGAGCAUGGCUACUCUCAACAUCCUACUGAACCGUCCAUAUAUUCCAGUAAACGAGGGGAAGUACAGUUGCUGGUGCAUAUUGAUGAUAUGUGUGUGGCCUCUCAAAGUGUUGAAGCACUUGAGGCUUUCGAAAGUGAAAUGGAGAAGACCUUCCAAAUGACUAGAUGUGGAGACAUUGACUUGUUUCUUGGUAUACAGAUACGUCGAGAUCUAGACCGCAGACUCAUGUAUUUGAAUCAACGGCAGUAUGUAAAGGACAUAUUAGCUGAAUUUGGUAUGGAGGAUUGCAAAUCAGCUGCGACACCGAUGGUGUCUAAUCCAUGUCAAUACUUGCCGCCAGCGACUACUGAGUUGAAGGAAUAUAAAACCCAUGGAUGUCAAUGUGGUGAAGCCAAUACACCAGUUGAUCCAACCAAGUAUAGACGAGCUCUAGGCAAACUCCUCUACUUGAUGAGAGGGACUAGACCAGACUUGGCAGUCAGUGUCAGUAUAUUGGCACAGUUUAGUGGCCAUCCUACACAGUGCGAUUGGUUAGGAGUGAAACGAAUACUGCGGUAUAUAAAGGGUACUCUAGAAAUGGAACUUACCUUGGGUGGUGUUGAUGCUCGACUGUACGCAUAUAGUGAUGCUGACUGGGCCGGUGACCACAAUGACCGUAAGUCUAGGUCAGGAGUGGCACUAUUCAUGGGUGAAGGCAUUGUGAGUUGGAUUAGUAGUAAACAGGAUUGUGUUGCUACUUCCACGGUAGAAGCAGAAUAUAUUGCUCUGGCUGCUACAGCUCGAGAAGUGAUAUGGGCUAGGCAGCUCCUCCAUCAACUUGGAUAUAAUAUGGCGGAGGCUACGUCAAUACUGGAAGAUAAUACUGGAUGCAAACGUUUGGCCAACUAUCCAAGUAGCACCACUCGUACAAAACACAUUGAUGUGAAAUACCACUUUGUUAGAGAUGAAGUUAGUAAAAACACAAUCAAGAUCGAAUCUUGUCGUACUGAUAAAACACCGGCUGAUGCACUUACCAAGCCUUUGGAUAAAAUAAAGCUGGCAAGGUGUCGAGACAUGAUGGGUCUAAAAGUGUCGCCCAGCAGUCGUGAAGAUGAUGGUGAUGGCGCUCCGGAGGGGGGGGAGGGGGCCCCCGGAGCGCAACUGGGGUGGAGGGGUGGGGGGGGGCCAAAUUUGAGAUUUUGGUCAUCACCUCCUUAUGAAAAAGUUUGGAAAAUGACGGAUUUCGGGGUUUCACAACUGUGA